CAUGUAUCUCCGAUAAACCUCGAAAACCUCCGUAUUGUGAACCAAAAAUGGCGACAUUUGGUGUCUUUUAACGACCAUGCAGUUGCACUUCAUUCAUAAAAUACUCUUCGAAUAAGUACCAAGUUGAAGCAUACGGAUAUUGUUUAAAUUUAUUGGCAUAUUAUGCUGUAGAUAGUGCAUUCAAGACAUUGUUUGCCGUUAAUAAUGUGAAAUAAUCCACAUGUGAUGUAGCGCGAGUUUGACCUUUCUUGGCGUGCUUUCAUCAUCAUGAGAGAGUAAACAUUACAUAAAUUCAGAAAAGUUUACAAGGCACUGUCUCGUGCAUCCAAGAUUAUAUACUGCAGUAUGAGCAGCAAGAGGGACGUCAGGAUUCUCCUUGUUGGAGAUCCUGGUGUCGGGAAAACAUCUUUGAUAUUGUCCCUGGUUAGUGAAGAAUUUCCAGAAGAGGUUCCAUCAAAAGCAGAAGAGAUAACAAUACCUGCUGAUGUUACCCCAGAGAAAGUACCCACACAUAUUGUUGACUACAGUUCACAAGAACAGGAUGAAGAUAGACUUCAAGAGGAGCUUGCUAAGGCCAAUGUUGUGUGUAUUGUAUAUUCUGUGGAUGAUGAAGAUUCCAUAGAGCGGAUCACCACAUUUUGGUUGCCAUACCUACGUAAUUGUUUGGGGCAGGACCAUCGGACACCAGUCAUCUUGGUGGGAAACAAGACAGACAUGCUGGACUUCAGUACAAUGGAGACGAUGAUGCCUAUCAUGAACGAUUUUGCAGAAGUGGAGACUUGUGUAGAGUGCUCAGCAAGAACACUAAAGAACAUAAGUGAGAUGUUUUACUAUGCACAAAAGGCAGUGCUCCAUCCCACCGCAGCUGUUUAUAACCCGGAGGAAAAGGAGCUGACGCCACAAUGCAAAAAAGCCCUUACAAGAAUUUUUAAGAUAUGUGACCUUGACAACGACUCAAUACUCAAGGACGAUGAAGUACAUUUAUUCCAAAGGAAAUGUUUCAAUGCUCCUCUACAACCUCAAGCCUUGGAGGAUGUCAAGUCAAUAGUGAAGAGAAAUAUCACAGACGGUAUCAUAAACAACGGGAUCACACUCAAAGGGUUCCUGUUCCUCCACACACUGUUUAUACAGCGAGGCCGUCACGAGACCACGUGGACUGUCCUCAGGUCGUUUGGCUAUGAUGAUGGUGUCUUGCUCUCUAAAGACUUCCUCUCACCAAGGGUACAAACUUCCUUGGGCUCUACAACAGAACUGUCCACACAAGGAAUACAGUUCCUCAAGAUGAUAUUUGAUAAGUAUGAUGAUGAUCGAGACGGUUGCCUAUCUCCCACGGAGCUCCAGAAUCUCUUUAGUACAUGUCCUGUAAUGCCAUGGGGAUCCGACGUCAACAACACUGUGUGCACAAACCACAACAGCUGGAUCACACUGCAGGGCUACCUUGCUCAGUGGGCAUUAACAACACUACUAGACGUGCCGAGGACAGUGGAGAAUUUAGCAUACUUAGGUUACCAUUAUCAUCAGGAAAGUCAACUCUCUGCAAUAACAGUAACUAGAGACAAAAAAAUAGACCUAGACAAAAAGCAAACCAGCAGAAAUGUGUUCAGGUGUUAUGUCCUGGGAACGAAAGGUGUUGGCAAGAGUACUUUCUUACAAGGACAUCUAGGUAGAAAUCUGAGGUAUAUAGCGACACUGAAUAAGGAACAUUUGUCCAGUUUUACAAUUAAUACAGUUCAAGUUUACGGACAAGAAAAAUAUUUACUGCUACAUGAGGUGGACGUGUCGGUAUGUGACAUGUUGAACCCUACUGAGAUGAAUUGUGAUGUGGCUUGUUUAGUAUAUGAUUCCACCAACCCCCGCAGCUUUGACUUCUGUGCUAGAAUGUACCUGAAACACUUCCUGGACAGCCGAAUUCCUACCCUGGUGGUCGCGGCUAAGACAGAAUACCAGGCUGUGCGCCAGGACUAUGAACUCACACCUGCCCAGUUCUGUAGCAAGUUCAAGCUCCCACCACCUCAGAGCUUCUCUGCCAUUGACAAAGUGAACCGGGAGGUGUACAUAAAGCUAGCCACCAUGGCUGCCUACCCCAAUUUGAAGCGCCUGGUACACAUGUUGUUGGUGCGGCAGAACCCACUGUGGCUGGAGGAGAAAUUCAGUCAUAUGAAGGGUGUUGUGAUGAAGGAGGAGAAUGGGUAUCUACGUGUAGGGAUCGGUGUGGCUGUACUUGCCAGCGUGGGAUUUGUGCUCUACAGGAUUUUACGACGGGGAUCAUAGUCACUGCCACACUUAAAUAUAGUUUAUGGACGAAUGCAGGUGCAUGUUGUAACGCCCCCUAGUGGACAAGAGGAAGUUUGUGAGGGUGUUUCACACAAGUCAUGGAGCUCACCAUAGAAUAUAGGAAUAACAGAAUGUAGAUUGACUUGAUAGAUAGACAUGGAUUUGAUAUUUAGGCAUUGAAUGCGAACGUUUGAAUAUCUGCAGUCGUAGGUGUGAUCUGAUCAAAUAUCCAUGUGAAUGUCUAAUCUGCUGACAUUUUUCCUAUUAAAUGUGAAUGUCUGAAUACCCUCAGACAUAGCAUUGAUGUUGAAUGUGAACAUCUUGAUAACUGUGGACAUAUGUUUGAUAUUUAGAUAUUGAAUGUAAAUGUCUGAGCGAUGACCCCUGUGGAGAACAGAGUACUGCUGAGAGCUUCCUGACUAGUCCUAUGUGAUGUCAAUCCCUGGUGUAGCUAAUAGCACCAGCUGUCAGCAUGGUAAUCGUCUCCCUUGAAAACUGCCAGUAUCAAGAUUUACAGGGAAUAUAUAUAUACAUCGUCAUACAUGCUUUGUGCAUGUUAAAUUAAGUUAAAUUAAGUCUAAGUUCUUGAGAUAUAGCACAAUUUUCGUAAAUAUUUAUUGAGGGGAACAAGUUCUGGAAACUUUUAGUUACACAGAUCAUAUCCAUUCAUGUACAAAGUGUAGAAGACAAUUCAAGUUUAUGUCUUAUUGCAUGUGUGCUGUAUAAGAUACAGUCAACUUUUUGGAUAGUUAAAAUUCUAGACAUUAUCAGUUUCCAACUGUUUAAUGGAGAGAGAAAUAAUUCUUAAACUAGACUUUUUAUAAUCAAGUUUGUGUAGAACUAUAAAUUAUUCGUUUGUGAGAGUUUCAGUGUGUCCUAUACCAGACCAUGUGUGUAUUGAGAGGUAGUGAAUAUGAAGGCUAGCUAGGGAAACACAAUGUGAUUCUUUAAUAAAUUAAACACAAGAUACUUUGCUUUUUUUUCAUAAUUUCAUAAUGUGGGAAAAGACCUUACAUAUCACAUUAAUUCAUCAUUAUAAACACCCAUAUUUACAUAAGUCAGAGGUGUCGGUCCAAGUUUCAAACUUUAAGGACAGAGUAAUUUCAUUUACCUCUGUAUCUCCUGUUGGAAACAAUCAGUUGAUGUGUAUUACCUAAUACAUGUAAUAGUAAGUAAGUAAGACAUUAAAGACAUUGUUUCUGGUUUGAGAAUAGUGUGACAGUUAAUUAAGAUUGUGUGUAAGUCAACCAGAUGUUUGAGCCUGUAGGAUAAGUAUUUAAAUUUUUCUGUAUUGCUUUAAUUUGAAAAAAAAUCAUUUGAUCAAUUUAUUAAUUUAGCAAAAACAAAAAGGUCCUCAUUGGUUUUAAGGUGUGAAAUGGGAUUAUGGAUAAGGUCAAUGGCUUUUGUGUAUGUCAGUCAUGUUUGUAAGUGUGCAGCACGAUUUGUAAUAUACCAUUAACCAAGAUCAAGGACACUAUAUGUGCUUUCUGUCAGUACUCUAUGUUUAUGUUUUUAACAUAUAAGGCAUGCAUGUGUGUUGUUGGGACUUGUUAAUCUAAAAUCAGGUGCUGGACACACAAAAUCGUAUUAUGCAUAUACAUGUGUGUAUAUAAUAUUUAUAUAUACACGUAUAAACAUUAAGUAUUACAGAAAUUAUAUAGUACAGCUAUCUACACAUUAUGCAUAUUUGUAUGUGUGUCCAGCACCUGUAUAUAAGAUACAUACUCUUGUGUAAGAGCAAUUGUAAGCUUUUGUUCCUUGCAAUUUAUUUGAAAAUUACUUAAUGCUUAACUGUUUAAAACUAUUGUUACAUGUAUGAGACAUAUUUUGUCCUCCCCAUAAAUGAUUUUCUCCCCUGUCAACACAUAAAUUAUUAGAUUAUCUCCCCUUUGGUAAUUCAUAAAUGCUAUUCUAGUACUGGAAUAUUAAAAUCAAAUCCGAUUACAAUGCUGCAAACAAAACAUGAAUUAUUUUAUCAGAAUACAUAAGUAUGCUGCCAGUAUGCUUUAAUAAACACAAAAAGGUGUAGACAGCUGGUGUGUAGACUGGUGUGUGUACAGCUUGAACGGGUCAUGUACGAGAUUAUACAAUGUGCAAUCUAGUCUUAAGAGCCUAAGAGUCAUAUCUUUUAUUAACAUCAGAGUGGAUGGUUGUAUGGAUUAUGAAAUAAAUAAAAUGGAUACUUCAUGAAAUGAUAAAUAUACUUGAAAGUUAAAAACAAGGGCAUUCAGACAUGUGUCUGUAUUCAGACAUGUGUCUGCAUUCAGACAUGUAUCUGCAUUCAGACAUGUAUCUGUUUUCAGACGUGUAUCUGUAAUCAGACAUGUAUCUGUAUUCAGACAUGUAUCUGUAUUCGAAAUGUAUCUGUGUUAGUAAGUUCGAAUUCUAAAUAUAUGUAAAACUCAUGAUGUUUCAUAUUUACCUGAAACUGCAUACAACUUUUUAAAAUGUGAUUUUAUUUAUCCAAAUCACAAAUCAAAUUGUAUUAUUGGAGAAUCAUGUGUUUAUAAUAAGUGUUUUUCAUUGUUUUCUAUUUAUUUGUAUAGAUUUUCGACCAAAUGGUGGCAGUAAAACAAGGUUUAACUUUGUAAGACUGGUAUGAUGUUUUAACUGAUAUACCAUAUUAACAGGAAUAGUGAGAGAAAGAAAUAUUAAUGGUAUACAGAAUAUUGUGUCUUAGAUAGAGGCGCUAUACCAAAGUAUCAUGAGUUCUAGAAGAACCUCAAUAAAUUUUCGAAUCAACUUUUAAACUUGCAUUAUGUAAGAAUAAAAUAAUGUUGAUGCUCUGAUUAUGCGAGCUUAAAUUUGCUCGCCAUUAAUGAAUCAAAAUUUGUUGCAUGGUUUUGAUGUCCAGUUCAGUCCUUUACUAUUUAUGUGGGUCUUUGGUAUGGUACAGCUCAAUUAAUUUUCAAAAUUUAAGUAUUUUACAAUGUUUGUCAUGUACUUACAAAACACCUAGUUAGGAGUUGGAUGUUAUUGACAGGAAUGUUGUUAUAAAUGUAUAAAACAUGGAUGUUUAGUAAAUAGUAAGUUAUACUCAUUUAUCAUUAACUGGAAAAUGUUUCAAUUCUCCUUUUUUUCAUGAAAAACAGUCACUAAAGCAUCUAAAGAUCUUGCAAACAAAGUAAUAUUUUAUGUAGAAACAUAUUGUAACAUUUUUCUGGAUACAUAGGAUUGUAACCCCAUAGGCCAUAUACUCGGCUAUAAAAUCUUUUCAGUUCUUAACAUCAAUUUCUGUGCUAUUCUAUUUUAUAACGAUGCAGUGCAACUGUUACUACAUACAGUUUUCUUGUAUACAAUCUAACUACAUACAAUGUGUAAGCAUACAAUGUUAUUACAUACAGUGUUACUACAUUCAGUGUUCCUGCAUACUAUGUUGCUACAUACAAUGUUUUAGCAUAUAAUGUUACCACAUUCAGUGUUCUUGCAUAUAAUGUUACUACAUACAGUUCUUGCAUACAAUGUCACUACAUUCAGUGUUCCAGCAUAUAAUGUUACUAAAUACAGUGUUCCAGCAUACAAUGUUACUACAUUCAGUGUACCUGCUUACAAUGUUUUAUCAUACAAUCUUACUGUAUGCAUACAAUGCUGUAUUGAUGCCUCAUACAUCAUGAUGUCAUAAGUCACUUGUUACUCAAUCACUACAAUCACAUUCUCACUUUUUAAAGGGGUACAGUGUGAGUCAAAUGUAAUGGUACAAAUCCAUGAAUAUAUGCAUGGUUUGAUAGAUGUACACAGCUACUCAAUACUCAUCAUGUAACUAAGGCUUGCCUCCUCUCUUAUAACUAUAUACUCUGUGUUGAUUAAAAUGUUUAUCAGUCUGAAACCUUAGGAACACAAUGAAACUGGUGUGUUAUAUUUAUGGUGGUUUAUACAAUUGGAGGAUGUUGCUGGUUAAAGCAAGGUUUUUUUUAAUUUAUUUUUCUAGGGUAAACAUUCUUCCUUUUGUGAUUGUAGCCUCAAUGCUUGAUAUUCAUUGUAUUGGUUAACUCACAGGGACUAGACACAAUAGUAAUAUAUGUUAUUGUUGAUCAGGAUACAUGGUUUUAGUGUCGUGCUAGCUUGGUUAUAUACGUGGUGCAAGUAUGUACAUGUAUAACUUAGAUCACAGGAAUUUGAGUUUCUGUCAAUUUAUGAGAUCCAACCUCUAAUGAAAAUAAGCUUGAAUUGCAAACAAAGUGAUCCAAAUCUUGCCAUAUUGAUAGAAAUAAAAUUCCUGUUCUGUGACCAUAACGAUACAUGUCUGAUAACUGUUUACCGUGUAAUUGUCGUGUGUCAGAACUAUUAUAUCUAGUUCCUGUGGAAGUAUUUAACCUUUAACUUUCAUUCAAUAUUCUGGUUGUCUCCCUCUCUCUUUCUGCAUCUUUGUGAAUGUUUCACCUGAUCUUAUGUCAGAUUGUAAAUAACAUGAUGGACAGUUGUAAUAUCUGUACACUGUGUUUGUGUGUGGGUGGGGUAUUGUGUUAAAAGUGAGUUUAUUUUGUGUAUGCAUAUAUAGUUUGUCAGUGUAAAUGUAUUGACAAACUGUAUGUGUAAUACCUAAGGUAAGUGAGAGUGUGAUACAAGAAAGUGAGAGAGAUGUGUAAAGGUCAUGUGAUACAGCGAUGGGAGUAAACAUUGAUUGUCCAGAUUGUGAAAUACAACAACAGUAUUCCUCUUUUAAAUACAGUACAUGUCUAAACUUUA
Molecule: messenger RNA, 6960 nt
Organism: Mizuhopecten yessoensis (Yesso scallop)
Lineage: Eukaryota; Metazoa; Mollusca; Bivalvia; Pectinida; Pectinidae
Product: mitochondrial Rho GTPase 1-A-like
Exons: 21
Coding region: 346-2271 (641 amino acids)
Biological process (GO): mitochondrion organization; small GTPase-mediated signal transduction
Cellular component (GO): mitochondrial outer membrane
Molecular function (GO): calcium ion binding; GTPase activity; GTP binding
Source: RefSeq, a predicted model, not a curated record